AUGGCAUUACCUUUCUUUAAGUUGCUCCGAAAAGAGGUGCAAUAUGGAUGGAAUUCAGAGUGUGAAGCCGCCUUCCAAGAGAUUAAGAGACAGCUGGCUUCCUCACCAGUAUUAACAAAAGCAAGAGAAGAGGAAGCGUUAAUAAUGUAUCUUUCUGUCGGUGAUGUUGCUGUCAGUUCGGUCCUAGUACUAGAAAACGAGGAGAGACAGCAGUCGAUCUACUUUAUCCUUCAUAAACCUGACCUAGCAGGAAGAAUGAUGACUUGGGUUGUGGAGCUGUCAGAAUUCGACAUAGUAUUUGAAAGUCGAAAAGCAAUCAAAUCACAAGCGCUGGCAGAUUUUGUUAGAGAGCUCACCUCACUCCAAAGUGAAAAUUCACACAACCCAGAUACAUGGAAACUGUAUGUUGAUGGUUCCUCCAACUCUAAAGGCAGUGGAGCUGGGGACAUCAUUGAAAAUCCAGAGAGUGUAGCUGUUGAAUAUUCUAUGCAGAUGGGCUUCCCAACAUCCAACAACCAGGCAGAGUUUGAAGCUUUUAUAGUUGGGCUACAGCAAACCAAGGAACUUGGAGCCCGAAAGUUGCAAGUUUUCAGUGAUUCGCAAUUAGUGACUUCCCAAAUCUUAGAAGUCAACCACAUCCCUAGAAAUGAAAACAGCAAGGCUGAUAUACUAUCCAAGCUAGCAAGUACAAAAGGAAGAGGGAACCAUAGGAUAGUGGUUGAGCAAAGCAUCCUAAAACCCACCUGCGUUAUGCAAAUAACGUACGUUAAUGAUUGGCGUUUUGACAUCGUCGAAUACUUGGAAAAAGGGACUCUACCACCAGCAAAAGAGGGAGCCAGGAAGUUAGUCCGAGAAGCAGCUAUGUACACCAUGCUAGAAGACCAGUUUUACAGAAAAGGGGUUUCUGCACCAUUGUUAAAAUGCCUAAACUCGGAUAGGGCACAAUAUGUAUUGGCUGAAAUACAUGAAGGCAUAAAUGGCCAGCAUGUUGGAGGGAAAGCUUUAGCUAGAAAGGCUGUUAGAGCUGGAUACUUUUGGCCAUCAAUGAAUAAUGAUGCCAAGGAGCAUGUCCAGAAGUGUGAUCAAUGCCAAAGGCAUGGGAAGAACCUCUUAGCUCCCCAGAAGAAUUAA
Messenger RNA from Gastrolobium bilobum, 1131 nucleotides. RefSeq lists its product as uncharacterized. NCBI's taxonomy places the organism in Eukaryota, Viridiplantae, Streptophyta, Magnoliopsida, Fabales, Fabaceae. Gene Ontology annotation, molecular function: RNA-DNA hybrid ribonuclease activity; nucleic acid binding. The transcript is spliced from 3 exons. The record is from RefSeq and is a predicted model, not a curated record. Bases 1 to 1131 code for a protein of 376 amino acids.